Messenger RNA from Lodderomyces beijingensis, 459 nucleotides. The record is from the annotation of a GenBank genome assembly. Lineage: Eukaryota; Fungi; Ascomycota; Pichiomycetes; Serinales; Debaryomycetaceae.
AUGUCGGCCAAGGGGUUGCAGAACUACAGUUUGCCAUUGCGCAAGCAGAUUGCCAAGAUCAACACUUUGAGAGGCACGCCCGAGACCAGCUUCAAGUUCGAUGCGUCCAAAUACAAGGAGUUUGAAAUGUUCAUAUAUCACCAAACGCCCGUGGUUUACAAGCCAGCACACGGCAUAAGGAGUUUUUGGAAAAAAUCGAUGCCAACUUUGAGGUACCACAACCCGCAGAUUCAGGUCACUGUUAACGCGGUCGUCGUUGACGACGAGAAGGAUUUGGUCAAGAUACCGUUGAAGUUGAAAAUCCACGGACACAAACCGGAAGAUAACGCGGUGAUAGACUGUGCUAGCAAGUCUCCUAGCCAGAUCUUGGCCGAGUUGGUGGAGUUGACGAAUGCCAGAAGAAUGACACAGGACGAAAUCCCAUUGAUCAGCACUAAACCUCCAACCGCCAGAAGCUAA